Molecule: messenger RNA, 4343 nt
Organism: Anopheles arabiensis
Lineage: Eukaryota; Metazoa; Arthropoda; Insecta; Diptera; Culicidae
Gene: Hydr1
Product: protein ABHD1
Exons: 5
Coding region: 715-2013 (432 amino acids)
Biological process (GO): medium-chain fatty acid catabolic process; medium-chain fatty acid biosynthetic process
Molecular function (GO): acetylesterase activity; monoacylglycerol lipase activity
Source: RefSeq, a predicted model, not a curated record
GAAGGGACUAAGCUUUUUUCGUUCCUUCCUUCGACAACGGGGCGUGGGGAGCGCGGGGAGCGGCGACCAAAAGUGAACGCUUCUCCGGGGGGUGGCAGGCAGUGCAAGUUUUCUUUUGGUCCUAAAAUAACCAGCCAGUGAACCGCGGCAAGGUGUCCGUGUCGUCCUUUUUGAAAGGUUUGGGGUGCUGCUGCUGCUGCCGGGGCUGCGGUUCCGUGGACGUGUGUGGUUUUAGGUUAAUGACCGGUGGUGGGUCCAAGCGGUAGUCCAAGAGUGGCAAGCUCCCUUGUGUUUGUGUGUUUGUGUGAACGGGCGCGUUUUUGCCAGUCGGUUGUAUCACGUUUGCCACACCGCUCUGCUGUAUUACAUCGCGUUUUAUCCGCAUCGGAUGCGCUCCGGGGACCAAAUGGGAAGAAGAAGAAGCUGUCUCAUUUCCAGUUGUGUGUGAAUUGUGUAUACGGGCGCUUUUCUGCUGCUGAUUGAUUUUGUUUCGGUGUUUCGGUGGGUUUUUGAUGUGGUGGUCCGUGUAAAUUGCGGUGUAAAAACGGUGCGCAACGACGGCGACGACGACGGAACUCGUGUCUUGGAUGGAAGUUAACCGAUCGCCCGAGGACAGGAAUCACAGGCAGCAGAAAACACUACACCCUAGCUAGAAGGAAAAGAGGUAAAGGCAUCAGAAUAUUUCAGCUCGACUGCAGUUUCGGUUGCCCAACAAUGUUGUCCUUCCUGUACACUUACCUAACCAAUCUGCCCCGAUGGCAUCUGGUGGCGAUAGUCCUAGUAGGCUAUCUCAUCUACUACUUGAUGGAAGUGGUCAAGCGCCCAAUUCUUGCCGUCUCGAACGGACCGUUCAAGAAGUACCUGCGCAAACACAUCCCCACGCUGGAGAACAAAUUCUGGCCCACGUUCUGGUGCGUGGAAAGCCGCGCCCAAACCGUGUUCGCUAGCAUCAUCCGCUCGAACAUCAUGCCGCUGGUCGAGUAUAGGCGGGAAGUGUUCACCCUGAAGGAUGGUGGCGAGGUAGCGCUCGACUGGCUGGAGGCGGGUUGCGAUCCCGAAUCGCCGGUCAUCAUCAUCCUGCCGGGGUUGACCGGAGAAUCGCAGGCCGAGUACAUCAAGUGCCUGGUAACGGCUGCCAACCGCAUCGGCAUCCGGACGGUCGUGUUCACCAACCGGGGGUUGGGCGGUGUCGCACUCAAGACGCCGCGGCUCUACUGUGCCUCCAACUGCGAGGAUCUGUCCGAGGUGGUGAAGCACGUGAAGCAGUCGAACCCGCACGUCCGCAUCGGUGCGACCGGCAUCUCGAUGGGUGGCCUAAUACUCGGCAACUAUCUGGCGCGCCACAGCGACGAGGCAAAAUCGAUCCUGACCGCGGCCAAAAUUAUCUCCGUACCGUGGGACGUACACAAAGGUUGUGCCAGCAUUGAGCAGCCGAUACUGAACAAUCUUCUUGGCCGGCAUCUAGCCUCGAGCCUGUGUCGAACAGUGAGCAAGUACGACAUACUGCGGGGCGAAGAGUUCGAAUGGGACAUGAACCAAGUACUUCAGAGCAAAACGAUCAAACAGUUCGACUCGGCGUUCACCUCGAAACACUUCGGCUACAAGGAUGUGGACAGCUACUACACGGACGCCACGCUUCACAACAAACUACACCAGAUCAAAGUGCCUUUGCUGUGUCUGAGUGCGGCGGACGAUCCGUUCCAGCCGCUCGAUGCGAUCCCGAUCAAGGCGGCGGCCGGUUCGUCCCACGUUGCCAUCCUGAUUACGGCGCGCGGCGGCCACAUCGGCUUCCUGGAGGGCUGGUGGCCCGCCAACAAGGACCAGUACAUGGGCCGGCUCUUCAGCCAGUACUUCUCGGCCGCCCUGUUCGAUCCGGACAAUGAGUUUUACCGCACGGCACAGCUGAUGAUGGAGCACAACCUGACCGCGUCCACGUCCGUGCCGGGCUCGCCGACGAACAAAUCGGCCCUCGGUGCCGCCAGUGCGAUAAGGAAAAAGUCCAUCCCCUUUUAAGAUGGCAGGGUUGCUGAAAUGUGCACUUGCGGUGUUGCAUUGGGUGUUAAUGCCCGGCACCGGGCGGGUAUGCCUUUCCUGCUAAUGCCGUGCAGUUCCGAUGCAAAGCGGAAACGUCUCGUCUUUGCUUGUCGGCAUUUCAGGCGAGCGUUACUUCUCGGCAACUUCUACUACUGCACAGCGUUGCGCACCGUACACAGGCACUACGCAAAAGCAAGCCGCAAUGGUACGCUACUAGUCGCGCACAAAAUUUGCGAUUCGGGAGCUAAAUCAUCCAGACAAAAAAGGCCAGACGAUGGUUUUUUUAGUUUGUUUUCUCUGUAGGCACAGUUAAUUAAUACGUCCAGCCGAAGUUUGCGCUUUCAGAAAGCCGCUGGUGCUAAUACGUAAGCUUGGCGACAAACCGGCCACCGGAACACAGUGUCGCAGCAAUUGGCAAAGCAUAAAUAAAACCGCAUGUGAUACAGACGAUGGGGCUAGCGCAUACAAUAAAUAAAAAAAAAAACAAAUUAGGAAGCAAAAUGCUGCGGCGGCGCUGCAUGGUUAUUGUCAUCCGCCCCCCCCCCCCCCUCAGCUCUCGUUAACACUUUAUCCCAAAAUGUCCUAAAAAACCCAAAAAAUCUAGCGAUAGGAAGCCCGUUCCCUCCCGCACAAUUUAGGGGCGAGUUAAGCAACAAAUUAACGUUACGGAUACAUAAUUGUAGGUAGAGAAAUGACAAAAAAAAACAUUCGUAAUUUUUCUCAGGAUUCACAUUUAAACAAACAGACCGAUACACAAACACACACACAUCCAGAAAUUCACAGAAAACUCAAUACCCUGGUUGACCAAUGAUUGUAAGGCUUUAUCUCGAACAACGAAUAACAAAUUCCAUAGUUGCUUGCUACUGGUGGUGGUGAUUACAAGCCGCUAAAUCUGGUUUCGUUUUUUGUUCCCUAGAAAGCAGAAAAAACCCGCUAAAACGAUGGGCAUCCUGUAUCUUAAAUUAGUAUCGAGAGAGAAAAAAAAUGAUGCCCAUUUCCGGUGGCAGAGGCUUUUCGAAGGAUAUUUGCUGGACCGAACGGAGCGUGGUGGGUGUGGUAGUGUCUUAUACAUAUUUAAAACUUUCUGCAAAUCUGCUUAGAAUAGUGAAUACCUGUGUAACAGAAGACUUAUUUUAAAUAAAGUUCGAUUUCGAGUAGAUUAGUAGCAGAUGCGCGUUAAGGGUCGACUGAGGAGGAUCACCCUUUUGUUACAGUUACAGCUGAAGUAAGUUGAGAUUUUGGUCCCAUGGUGGAUUCGCUUACGUUGCAUUCGCGUUGUGGCCACGUGUGGGCCGUUUGGCGAAGAGUGAGAAGAAAAUCGUUACUAAAUUACUAAAUACAGCAGCAGUAUUGUUUGUUUGGGGCGAUAGUUAAAAACUAUCGGAAGGAAGGAGAUAAGACUCGUUAGCAAAAUAUAGAGAGGCAGAGAGAGAGAGAGAGAGAGAGAGAGAGAGAGAGAGAGAGAGAGAGAGAGAGAGAGAUUGAGAGAGAGAGAGAAAGAGAGUUGUUAAAAAUGACGUUGUUCUAUAGAUUGCAUCAAAUUAUACUUGCGUAAGAAGAAAAUGCAUGCAUUAAAUUGAGAUAAUAAUAAGUAGUAAAAAGCGCAGUAAAGGGCAAGCAAAACAAGCAAUUCAAUGAAUAAAACAUUAAAUGCUAGGACUCUAAAUAAUAAGAAUAAAAAAGUGAAACAAGUAGGUAGCUCAAACAUGGAAUAAAUCCCAUUACAAAGGUAAGAAAAAGAAGAACAGUUCUACAAUAACACUAGUUUUCACAUAUCCAUUGCAAACAUUGAUCUUUAACCUAGGACAAACGGACGAACCAGGAUGUUAAGCGCGAAUGAUGAGAGGAAUCGUUUCUGUUUUAAUCGCUUUGGCACGGCAUAGAUUACGCUUACAACCCAUAAUUCCCAUAAACGUUGGUCUGCUGGAGCCGUGUAGGGAAAUAUGGUAAUGUUACUCUAUUAAAAGGACAGUUAACAAGUAAAUGAAAGAAUUUGUUCACGGAACAAAUCUGCUAUGUUUCACACUCCUAUCAAUUGUUGGGUUUGGUCUUAUUAAAUUAUGUAUAUAUAACAACAACCGUGCUUGCUGCUGGCCCCCAUUUUGAAACCCGCACUCUCUUGCUCGUUCUGAUAGUUUUAGUAUAACAAACGUUUCCAACCAACCAACAACAACAACAACCGUGUUUCACAUUUUUACUACCGAUUUCAAUUGUUGCAAAUAUGAACAUGUUAACACAGGAUGAAAACUGUAACAAACAGAGAGCGAUUUUUUCCCGGAUUGAAAUAAAGAUUACACUGACUCUAGGAA